CCCAUUUUCUCUCUCUCUCUCUCUCUCUCCUUUCUUUCUCUCAGUCUGGCCCAAAUGGAACAUUUCUAGAGAGAAAAACUAAGGGCUGGUUUCUUUGGUUCAGUUCCCACCACAGCCUCUGCUACUUUGACUGUCUAGAGGGACAUUGGUUUCCCACGGAUGUGCCCAGAGCAAGAUUGUUGCACCUAUUGUAAGCACAAAUCAAAUGCCAUCCCUAAAAAUGAAGAGCAAAGUAAGCGUGAGCUGUUUAACAGAAACAAAGGAUCUUCAUGUGUGUCCAAAAUCAAAAAUAAUUUCCAAAAGCCCAUGUUCUAAAAUCAUGAUUUCUACUCAAAAGGCUGAAAUAGACACUACUGUUCAAAAUUGCCUAGAUGUUUCCUCAAGGACGCAGCCCAAAGAUGUUGCAUGUGAUCAAUCUGUUGAUAACAAAGAAUUUCUAGAUAAAGAAAACUCUGAAUCCGAGCAGCAAUUUUCUGUUUGUUCCUCUGUCCUGGGAAAAAUGGAACUAACUAACGCCUGUACAGCAAAUUUAGAAACAAUUUUUUCUCCUGCUUUUGAACCUAUUGAAGUCCAUUCACAACAUUAUACUGAAAAAGAUGCAGUGAGCAUUUGUGAUACAAACAUGGCGGGAGUGGGAGCUGAUGAGGGAAGAAGCAUAUGUGGUUAUGAAACAUGUGAUGUAUCAGACUUCUACAUUUCUGACAUGAUCGUUACAAGCUUACCCUUUGGGGGAAAUUCCUUUGAUGAUGAUAUCAGCGAAACCAACUGCCUAUCUGAUUAUGGAUCUGCUGAGCCAUCUAUGUUUACUGCAUCUGAACAGUACAUGAUCCUGCCUGCUCUUGAAGAUGAUAUUAAAGUUGGUACUUCUGAUAUCAUAUCAUAUGAAGAAGCCGUGAUGGUUCGAGAAAGUGCUAGUUUGUAUUCAGCAAUAGGUCAGAUAAGAUCCUGCAACCAGGAGUCUAAUGUUAAAAGUGACUUGGAUAAAUCAGAGUGCUUUGAUCCUCAGUCAUUUAUCAAGAAUUUACCAGAACUAUCAGAAAUAGAAGUAAAUGGGCAGCCAACCCUAAUUCCUAAGCAAUCUCCAAGAAGAAAGUCAAUAACUCUGGUGCUGGACUUAGAUGAGACACUUGUUCAUUCUACACUGGAACCCUGUGAUGAUGCGGAUUUCACUUUUACUGUCUUUUUCAAUUUGAAAGAGUACACAGUAUAUGUAAAACAGAGGCCUUAUCUCCACGCAUUCUUGGAGAGAGUAUCAGAGAUGUUCGAAGUAGUAAUUUUUACUGCCAGCCAAAGCAUAUAUGCAAAGCAACUACUUGAUAUAUUGGAUCCUGAUGGAAGAUUUAUUUCUCGUCGCAUGUAUCGAGAAUCAUGCCUUUUUUCAGAUGGAAACUACACAAAAGAUCUUACUAUAUUAGGUGUUGAUCUUGCAAAAGUUGCCAUAAUUGAUAAUUCACCUCAGGUCUGAGUGGGAAGUCACCAUCCUUAAUAAUUUCAAUUGAGUUGUCAACAUUUGAGGUAAUAAACUAGCUUCCUCUUCUUUUUUUUUCCUUCCCUUUUUUCUUUAAAAUUUGAACUAAGUUGUUAUUAAAUUUCUUAUUCAAGAUUAUCCUGUACUGAGUUCUGGUUCUAGCAAUCAUUUAAUAUAUCAACUAAAUUAUGAGCACCCAAGUGGCCUGUUGUAAUGUUUUAUCUUGAUAACUAGACCAUUUCCUUGACACUCACACACCCCUGUUCUUAAGGUUCAUAUAUAAAAGACUUUCUGUAAAUGAGGAAAGCAGUUCCCGCAGGUGAAGAGAGAAUAUUGUAAUUCAGUUAAACAUCCUUCAGCAUCAUGGAUUUGACUGUACUGCUAUAUACUUUACUAGCAAUAAAUUUACUUUUAUCAUCUUUUAUGAUGGUACGUGGGUGAUUAACUAGUAUCAUUGAUUGGGACUGCCAUUUGUUUGGUGUAUUGGAAAGAGACAUAAGUUAAGAUCGAGUUAGCUAUAUGACAAUGAGUUUGUUUCAAUGGUCUACAAAUGAAUAGGAUAUCCCAAGUGCUUUGGCUGGCAACCGGAGGAUUUUGAAAACUCAUGUUGUCUAUAGUUCUGAAUCUUCCUAUAUAUUUUUAAUAAGAUUAGAUGUCUUAUGCAGCCAGUAGCCAUAUUAAUGUACCCCUCCAGAAUAUCCACAUAUAAAUCAACCUUAGUGCAGUGGAGUUGUUUGAGGUAAUCCAACAGCAACAGUCUUAUCCCACCUGGAGGUAAUCUAUUUUAAAAGGACUAAAAAUAUUAUUAUCAUUAAAUCAUUGGUCUGCUACACUGGAUAUGAAACUAAAAUCAAUGCGACUAUAUGUUAUGGAAGGAUUGAAAGUUGAGUGUUUGUGCAUAUGGUAUGACAUUUAUGCUAUAUGGAUAACAUUCUGAUUAUGUGGUUUGUUCUAGAAGAGAGGCUGUGAUAUGAUUUUUAUAUAUUUCUUUUUAUUUGUCCAAAAUUCCUUUAGGUUUGAAUUUUAAGUUCAUGGACUUGGCCUGUAUAAAAUAGGUGACUAUCACUGCUUUGAUGAUUGUCUGCUAUUUCUUGCUAUCUACAUAUGCUUUCAUGAUUUUGCAUAUUCUCUGCAGGUCCGUGAAGAAAAUUUUAUUAGAUUAUUCCUCUAAUGGCUGUUUGAUAGGUAUGUAAAUUUUGAUUGCACAAGAGUCCUGUAGCCAUAUGUUAAAAGUUAAUUAUCCCGUCAUAAUAUUUUACACAUGUUUCACCUUCAUUGCAAGGUGGUGUAAAGUUGUAACAUCUAACUUGAAAUUUUAAAUCACUGUUAGUCCCUUUUUAUUUCCCCGUCCUUCAUUCCCUGGCCAUUUGAAAUUUUGUCUUUACAAUUGGCUGUGAUAGUGCUGAGAAAAUACAAAUGAUUCUCUGCUUCCUUUUUCCUUGAGUACAAAAAUUUGGCUAUGUAAAUUCUAGGAAGAAGGGAAUUGAUUUUUGUUUUUUUCUUUCUUAACUUUCAUCUUUAGUUGGAUUAGAAUCUGAUCAUUUAAUGUGAUAUAACGCAGAUUACAUUAAUGUGGUUUAUUUA
Messenger RNA from Glycine soja, 3052 nucleotides. Its product is annotated as CTD small phosphatase-like protein 2. The transcript has 7 exons. The coding region runs from base 206 to 1465 and encodes 419 amino acids. Lineage: Eukaryota; Viridiplantae; Streptophyta; Magnoliopsida; Fabales; Fabaceae. Gene Ontology annotation, molecular function: phosphoprotein phosphatase activity. The record is from RefSeq and is a predicted model, not a curated record.